This is a messenger RNA of Vitrella brassicaformis, 4048 nucleotides long. NCBI's taxonomy places the organism in Eukaryota, Vitrellaceae. The record is from the annotation of a GenBank genome assembly.
UGCGAACUGUAGAGGUUGCCGUCAGCAGACUGUUCCCUUUUAUCUCGACAGAAUAAUCGCACCACUGUGAGAGACUCCGUCCUUCUCGAGGCGCGUCAGUCCAGCGAGUAGCAUCGCACAUCGGCCUAGCAUCGGCCAAGGCGCAGGCGGCGGUCCAUCUGUCUGUGUGUGCGCGUGAGUAUGUCGGUCUCGCCGUCGGCUCGGCUCAAUCGUCUCCUCGACGGCGACGAUGGGGCGGAAGACACUGAGAUGACUGAAGGUACGACGUCGGUAGUCGCUAGGACUCACGUGUGUUGGCUGGUGCAUCUCUCGGUGCUGUGGUGUGGUGUGCCGACUGUCAGGUGAGAAUGAGGCGCUGGAGAAGCAGGAGGAGGAGGCAGAGAGCCACCCGGUGAAGUACGAGAACUUCGACGACCGCACGCUCGCCGUCCUCAACUCACUCAACAGAGAAAACAUAUUCAAAGGCACGGCAGGAGGCACACGAACCACACGAACCACACGAACCACACGACACACAGACACCCACACAUCGUGUCUGUCUUUCCUUCCUCCCUCUCAGUGCUGGAUGGCGUGGUGGGGGGCGAGCAGGGCAAGGCGGUCCUCGCACAGACCCUCAAAGACGUGGCGGGAGACCUGCUGCAGCAAUACGAACGGGUCAGUCCAGUCAGCACCUCACCUGAGCUCAUCUGACCUGAGCCAAUCCCACCUGAGGAUGACGAUACAAUAUAUCUCUUGAUUGAUCUAUAACCAGGCAUCGGCCGAGCAGUACAACACGCUGGAGACCGGCGGGACUGGCGGCGCCUCGGCGUCUGCGUCUGCCAUGGUCAACAGGCAGCCGUCGUCGUCGGACAAAAUGGACGUGUCGGUGGAGCCCUCAGAGAGCGGCGAUAAGGACGGCGGCCGACACGAGGAGGCGGACGAAGAAGUCGAUGGGCUCGAGGGAGAAAGUCAGUCAGCGAGAUAGAUUACCCAUAGUGUCUGUGUGUGUGGUGGGUGGACGGAAGUGUGUGUGUGUGUGUGUGCAGCUGAGUUGGAGCAGAAGUUCCGCAAGGAUCCCAACAUCUUCAUGAGGAAGGCGAGAUACGUGCCGCUCAGACUCACAUACGACGGUAUGUGCGGUGUGCAGCGGACGGACGGACACCAUGCCGUCCGCAAACACACAGCUGCUCUGGGGCCAUGUGUAUCAUCACGGGUGUGUAUCAUCGCGCGCGCGUGUGUGUGUGUGUGUGCAGAGCGUAGUCUGUUGCGUCUGUUGGAGAGUGCCUUAGAGGUGUCCGAGUACACUGACAAAGUCGACGUCUUCACCGGCGGCAACAAAGCCAGACUGUACCCCAACACACACACACACACCACCACCACCAUGGCCUCACUCGUUGAUGGCUUCAUGUGUGCGUGUUGUGUCUGUCAUGUGCAGCAUGGCGGUCCAGAUCCGUCAGAUCUGCUCCAUCCUGUGUGGGCUGGUGGUGGCGCACAACUACGAGAUCGGCCAGGCGCUCAUCAAAGACAGAGAAUUCGCCGACAACGCCGUAAGAACGAACAACAAGACGAAAUGCCACAGCCACCGGCCACCGACAGACUGUGUGUAUGUGUGUGUGUGUGUGUGUGAUGGAUCCCUUCCCUUCAACAUCAGGAUUUUUUCAAGAUAGUGUUUGAGAUCGGCCGGCGUUACAAGAUCCUCAAUCCAGAGAGGAUGCGCGGAUCCUACGGCAAGCUGCUCUUCCUACUACAGGACAGGUGGGUGCCGACGCCAAACAGCCAAAACAACCAGCCGCUGGAUGUUCCCACGUCUGUGUGUGUGGUGUGUGGUGUCUGGUGUCUGCAGUGUGAAGCCUGACGUGCGCGAGCUGCUGGGGUUUUCGCCGGUGGCUGACGAGGUGGUCACCGUCUACAAGGUGGGUGUGUGUGGUGUGGUGGGUAUGGUCACCUCACACGGACAUGCACGGAUGGAUGGAUGUGCAGGUGUUGGAGCACAAGAAGAAUGGCCUGGCGCUGCUCAAGGACCCGCUGCUGUGCAAGGCUACCAUGGGUGGGUCUGCCUGCAGUGGAUGGAGUGGCCACACAAGGACGGCAGCCAGCCAGCCAGCCAGCCAAGACGUGCCGGCGAAAGGAUAUGAUCCCAUGUGUCCCUUUCUCUCCUCUCUGUUGCCUUGAUUCAGAGAUCCUGCCCGAGGGCAAGUCACGCGCACAGAUCCAGAGGGAGAUAAGAACCAAAGAGGUGCGUGCGCAGGAAGACAGACAGCCGCCAUGACAUGACCACGUCCAAUGACGAAAUUGUGUGUGUGUGUGUGUGUGUGUGCGUGUUGUCUCUGUGUCCAGGACGCCCAGAAGGCGCUGAUCCGCAAGUACGCCUCGCGCAACGUCACGAGACAGGCCCAGAGGGGCGGCAGGUUCUUCACUCUCAGCCUAGGUACACAAACCGACCACCGGCACACGGCGCACACACAAACCACUGGCGCAUCCGUGUGUGUGUGUGUAUGUGUGUGUGUAGGGUUAUUUGAAGUGACCAAGGGGACGCACCCGGGCGGUUCUGACACGGACAGCGACGAUGAGGACAAAGACAGAAAUGCACCGCUCCUGCCUGAUGACAUCGAACAGGUGCGCUGCGCAUCGGCAGCCAUCCAUCCAUCCAUCUGUGUGUGUGUGGUAUAUGUGUGUGUGUGUAGUGCAUCUACUCGUUGGGCGACCACAACAGCCACCUGCGGUUCAACCGCUACCCCUGCGACAAGAUGAUCAAAUACCUCAAGGACCACUUCAGCCCUGACGAAUAUGUCAGACACACACACAGACAGACAGACAGGAACUCGCCCACCUUAUCCACCGGUCGAUGGACCAUGCAUGUGUGUGUGCGUGUGUGUGUGUGUGUAGGAGGAUCACUAUUCCCUGGCCAUCUCAGCCGGCCGUGGCGGCGCGCGCCUCUCCCACUCGCACAAGCGGCAGUACACCUACGUCCUGCAGUCGCUCGAGCUGUGGAGAGACGUCCUGCACUUCGUAAUUAAUAACCAGCCACCCCUCAGACACACACACCACGGCCCCUGGGCAUCAUCCAUCCAUCAAUUCAGCCCCUCCCUGUGUGUGCGUGAGUGUGUGUGCAGCUGUUUGAGUUGUGGCAUCGCACCGAGAAGGAUUUGCUGAACCCCAAUAACCCCUACAGGCUGCGCGACACCGGCCAGGGGCUCAACAGAGUCCAGAGCGCACCGAACGUGUCAGACGCCGUUCACAGGAUCAUCAAGUAUGUAGGCCAAGCAGCUGUCAGCUGCCCUUGGCUGCCUGCGUACGCUCUGUGUGUGUUUGUGUGUGUGUGUGUGCAGUCGUGUGCAGAAUCGUGUUGGCGGUUGGGUGGGGUCGUCAGUGGUGCACCUGGGCGACCACAACGUUCCCAACGCCCUCGUGUUUAUCGACAAGUACAUCCAGGUGCGUCCCUCAGUAUAAGCGACCACACACACACACACACACAGCAAACACGCGUGUGUCUGUGCUGUGUGGUGUGUAUCGUGUCAGGUGCCGCGCAUCCUGAGCCCGGUGGUGCUGUGCCUCGACAAAAUCGACGAAGUCUACACGCAGCAAGACGGUAGGUACGGUACCCACAUCAAGUCAAGGGCAGCACACACGCGCCAGCCAUCACGCCACCGUUGAUGCGGUGUGGUGUGUGUGUGUCUCGGAUGAGUGCAGGUCUGAAGAGCUACAUCGACUCGACCUUCGGCGGCCCCACCAAGCUCAAGAAGCUCAUCCUCUGCGACUUCUUCAGACACGCAUUCGACGGCAGCGGAGCCGACAACUUCUUCGACGCAGGUCGGUCAGGCGCCCUCUCCCCCUUACUCGUUGUCCCCUGUCCCUCAUCAAGGCGCAUGUGUGGCUGGGCGUGUGUGUGUGCGUGUGUGUGUGUGUGUAUGUGUGUCAGGUUCGUGCAUCGACGGACGGCUGACGUCGGCAUGGAACUGGUGUUCGAAGGUCGAGAAGAAGUCCUACUUCCCCGUGUUCCUGCUCACGGGCUUCACGGGAUUCGACGGACGAUUCUGAAGCCACACACUUAUCGGUGUGUGUGGGGGGC